Molecule: messenger RNA, 1710 nt
Organism: Brachypodium distachyon (stiff brome)
Lineage: Eukaryota; Viridiplantae; Streptophyta; Magnoliopsida; Poales; Poaceae
Product: transcription factor MYB41
Exons: 3
Coding region: 226-1344 (372 amino acids)
Source: RefSeq, a predicted model, not a curated record
CUCCCGUCCUGUACCUCCGGCCGGCUUUCACACUCGUAGUAGUUCUCUCCCUCGGCCUAGCUUCUUCUCCAUCCCUGUAGCUAGCUCCAAGCUGCGAGACAAACCGGGCCUUUUAAUUUCCCCUGACCGCCGUCUCUCUACAGUUGCUGUUGUGUCGUCCAUCGUCGUCCUGUGUGCGCGCGUGCUUUUGUGUGUUAUUGAUUUGAUCGGGCGGUCGGUCGGUCGAUGGGGCGCGCGCCGUGCUGCGACAGGGCCGGGCUGAAGAAAGGGCCGUGGACGCAGGAGGAGGACGAGAAGCUCGUCUCCUACAUCAAGAAGCACGGCCAGGGCAACUGGCGCACCCUCCCCAAGAAUGCCGGGCUGGAGCGCUGCGGGAAGAGCUGCCGCCUGCGGUGGACCAACUACCUACGGCCGGACAUCAAGCGCGGCCGCUUCUCCUUCGAGGAGGAGGAGACCAUCAUCCAGCUCCACAGCAUCCUCGGCAACAAGUGGUCAGCCAUUGCGGCGCGCCUGCCGGGGCGGACGGACAACGAGAUCAAGAACUACUGGAACACGCACAUCCGCAAGCGGCUCCUGCGCAUGGGCAUCGACCCCGUCACCCACGCGCCGCGGCUCGACUUCCUCGACCUCACCUCGCUCCUCAACAAGCACCACCACCCCGCGGCAACAAACGCCUACUACCCCACGCAGGCCGACCUCGAGGCGCUCCGUGCGCUCGAGCCGCUCGCCAGCUACCCUGCCGACCUCCUCCGCCUCGCCUCCACCCUCCUCUCGCCCCCAAACCAAGACCAACAGCAGCAGCAGCAGCAGAUGCUCCUGAUGCCUUGGCUGCAGAUCAUGGCCCAGCAGCAGCAGCAGCAGCAGCAGCAGGUGUCUGAUCAACGUGCCACGGCUGCAGCUGCGCACCAGCUGCUCAUGCAGCAGCCCUGCGGCCUGGCGGCGGGCCAGAUGCCAGGCCUGGUUCACCACGCGAACUUGCAGGAGGAUCACAUGGUGCCGGGCUGUGUCGUCGACUACGCGCAGCCCCCGGCAGCUGGUGCCUGCUACGACUACGUGCCGGCGCUGAUGCACAUGGUGUCCGACGCCGACGCGUCCAACAACAACAACAACAACCUGCAGUGGAGCAGCACGGUCGACACGGGUAGCAACAACAACGUCGGCUCCGGCGUGUCCACGCCGUCUUCGAGCCCCGCGGCGGGCCGGGUGAACUCGGCGUCCACGACAACGACGACGACAACCGCCUUCGGCGCCUUGAACGACGUGAUCGCCGCCGACGACGCCGACGCCGGGCUGUUCGACAUGCAACUGUACUCCGAUCUCCUGGAUGUCAGCGACUACAUGUAACGACCGAAAACCCAACGUACACGCGCGCGUAACCGAUCGAGACCGAGCUAGGGAGCAAAACACAUGCAUGAUGAUGAUCACGAGAGGCAAUUUUUGUACAGGGUUAAUUAAUUGUACCAUUUUUAUCCAGUUCGUGUGCAUGCAUCAGCAUCACUGGUUACUGUUAGAAGCUUCACCUGGAUUUUGUGGCUAUUGUUAUUUCGAUCUUGAAUUAAUUAGUCCAUGUUUGUGUGGUGCAUGUCAGUGUGGGGGGGAUCGUGGCAAAGGUGGCUUCAUAUGAUUGGUGGAGGCGGCUGCUAUCCCUCUCACUUGCAUCAUCGCCUUUGUCUCCAGCGAAGAAAAAAUAGGGUCACUACUCCGAUUGCU